Messenger RNA from Chironomus riparius, 1858 nucleotides. NCBI's taxonomy places the organism in Eukaryota, Metazoa, Arthropoda, Insecta, Diptera, Chironomidae. The record is from the annotation of a GenBank genome assembly.
AUGUGUGGCAAUGAUACAAACCACGAAGAUUUAAAUAUUGGCAUUGACGAAAAAUUGUUUGGUGAUUUAUCAAAAGCACUUGAAGAUAACAAAUUAGUUUAUGCUGAUUUAAAUUUUAAAGUUUGGCAGAAAUUGAGUUUUAGCCUUUAUACUCAAAGCAAUGUUACAUCAUCAGAAAACAUUGAAAAUAUUGCAACUAUUGACAAAAAUGGUUUCCAAAUAACAAAUAGAAAUGGGUUGAAAAAAAUAAAAAGAUAUUUUCGCAUUGGAAUUGUUGAAGGAAUUCCAUGGACUUAUCGAAAAAAGGAUCCGAUCACAGGAAAAUUUGUACUUGGUGAAAAAAAUCAACCUCUUUGGGAGGGAUAUUGCAUUGAUUUCAUUGAAGCAUUAUCCAUUGAAAUGAAUUUUAUCUAUGAUUUAGUAUUACCAAAAUCCGGAACAUUCGGUGAAAGAAUAUCUGAUAAUUCAUUUGAUGGGGUAAUAGGCGAUUUAAUUCUCGGUGAAACUGAUAUGAUUGUAGCUGCACUAAAAAUGACAGCAGAACGAGAGGAGGUUAUUGAUUUUGUCGCACCAUAUUUUGAACAAACAGGAAUUUCAAUAGUGAUGAAAAAACCAAUUCCUGACAGAUCACUUUUUAAAUUUAUGACUGUUUUAAAACUUGAAGUAUGGUUGAGCAUUUGUGGUGCCAUUGGAAUUACAGCAAUCGUAUUAUGGAUUUUGGAAUUACUUUCUCCAUAUAGCGCUCGAAAUUUUAAAUACAACGAGGAAUCAAGAGAAUUUACAUUACGUGAAAGUAUUUGGUUUGCAUUGACAUCUUUCACACCACAAGGUGGUGGUGAAGUACCAAAAGCAUUUAGUGGAAGAGUUGUUGUUGCUACAUACUGGCUUUUUGUUGUUCUAAUGCUUGCUACGUUUACUGCUAAUCUUGCAGCAUUCUUAACUGUUGAAAGAAUGCAAACACCGGUACAGUCACUUGAGCAGCUUUCACGUCAAAGUCGGAUUGCCUAUACUGUUGUUGAAGGUUCGGAUGCGCAUCAAUACUUCAAAAAUAUGAAACAUGCAGAAGAUAAACUUUACGAUCUAUGGAAACAAACGACAUUGAAUGCAUCAAGUGACGAGUCUGUUUAUAGAGUAUGGGAUUAUCCUCUAAAAGAACAGUAUUCAUCAAUUUUAAUGUCAAUUGAAAGUGCUAAGACUUUACCAAAUGCAAGCGAAGGAUUUAGAAUUGUCAAUGAGCGAGAGGAUUUUGCUUUCAUACAUGAUGUUAAUGAUAUUAAAUAUGAACUGUCUCGAAAUUGUAACUUCUCUGUUGUGGGUGACACAUUUGCUGAUCAACCUUAUGCUAUUGCUGUGCAACAAGGAUCUGAACUACAGGAUGAAUUAACUCGUACGAUAGUUGAACUACAAAAACGUCACUUUUUCGAAGAUUUGUUGGGAAUGUAUUGGAAUUCAUCUUUAAAAGGAGAUUGUGAAGACAGUGACAAUUCUGAAGGUAUCACACUUGACUCACUUGGAGGCAUUUUUAUUGCGACGAUUGUUGGUCUAGUAAUUGCGAUGCUUGUACUUGCCAUUGAAGUGUAUUAUUACAAGAGAGAAGCAAGAAAAGGAAAAGAAAAUACUACUAAUAAUAACAUUUCCCAUUUGCUUGUCACAACCGUUCAACCCUUUGAGAGUUAUAAACAUACUAAGAGUGUUUUAAAACAAAAUAAUAUUUUAUUAGGACACAGUGAAGAAUUUGUACCAAGAAAAAUUAAAAAUUUUAAAAACUCAAUUCAAAACUAAGGCAAAUUAUAAAUUUUAAAUUUAAUAAGAUUUUUAAUGUUGUUUUAACAUAAAAUGAUAUUCUCAAUACUUUUUG